AUGUUUAUGUUCAAAUUUGUUAUAUGCGUACUCGACGUGGCACUGUUAAAUAAUGGUCCCGCAGUUCGUGGUUCUAAAAUUACAUUCACCGCAAGUGUAACAGGGUACGCUGGCGAAAGCCUGAAAUAUGUUUUUUUGGACGACGUUCACCCACAGCAUGAAGAUGAGUUUAUUUUGUCCUCAAAUGAGUCAACGUGGACUGUAGAGUACCCAAAAGAACUUUAUGAAGCUGGAGAGUAUACAGCAAAAGUGAGGCUUAUGAAAAGUUUUUUAGGGAUUUGGUACUUUGUGGCUUCAUCGAGCACUACUUUUAAGUUGACAGAUUCAUUAAAUGGAAAUUUAGUACUGAAUCAGAAUAAUUUGGAUAGACCCAACAAUUUUGUAGCUGUCAAUAAGACUGUUCUCCAUUACAUAAAACUGCCAGAUAAUGAGAUGCAAUUUCUUAGGGAAAAUGCUUCAACCAUUAUCACAUAUUGGUUCAUUGAUUGUAUUUAUAUAGAUCAAACAACAGAUCUGUCAUUAAAUUACACAUACCUAGAUCUAAUGGGUGACCAUUACAUAGAUGCAUUGGUUGUGGCUAACAACAUGCCAUUACCACCAAUUACAACAACCACUACUACGACUACCAGUACCACAUCCACCAGUACCACUACUACCACUACCACUACUACAACAAAACCCCCAAAAACAACUACAAAUAAUGCAACACAAAUCUAUUCAAUAACUCCAUCUACACAGUUUGAAACAAUAACAGAAAGUUCAGAGCCAGUUACGCAUAGAAUAGCAAAGCGAAUGAUAUCAAAUAGGACUAUAAUGAAGAAAAGAAACAACUCCACAAAGGAUUAUAUUUGUCAUAAUUCCAGCAUAGUUCCUAUUGGGAAGACAUUCACAUAUGGUCACUAUCAAGAGACUAUUAGUGUUAGGGAGGAAAUUUCGACAAUUAAUAUCACCGGUCUCAAUUGGCUGCAGCAUGGUGAUUUAUUGAAUUUACAAGUGAAGUAUACGGGCUCGCCCCCAUUUGACUAUUGCGCCAUUUACAAAGAGGGACAAUAUAACAUAACUGGGAAUGAGACUUGCAAUUUUAAAACAAGGACUGUAUCCAAUGCUUUUCCAUUGGUUCACUAUUUCUCAGACAGCGAUCAGCACACUGUUAUAGUGAUUGUGGAAAAUGAUGUUGGCAAAAAUGUUUCGAGAGCUACAAUAAAUAUUUACAAAGCUGCCGUCCACGCCCAAUUAUCAGUAAUUGUAGUACCCGUGGUAUUCUGCCUGGUAGCAGUUAUCCUGGUGGUGUUUGGUAUAGCUUAUUAUCAACAUCGGUCCAGGUAUACGAUUGAAGUCGCCGACUUUGAUUUUGGCCAACAAGCUCGCUUGGAUUAUAAAACGUUUACAGAACGACUUAGGGAUAGCUUUAGGAACGCAUUCGAUUUCAGGCAGAGGGACGAUAAUGACCCUCUGACAUCCGAUACUAGAUACGAUUCCAUGUCGUAA
Parnassius apollo (apollo) is the source of this 1488-nucleotide messenger RNA. Lineage: Eukaryota; Metazoa; Arthropoda; Insecta; Lepidoptera; Papilionidae. The record is from the annotation of a GenBank genome assembly.